AGCAGUUAAAUAUACAGCUUUUGAUGUUGAGAAAAUGUCUUGCGUUCUCUCUACCCUUUUUACCCAAAGGUAGAGUCUGCAGUCGAGGUCCGUCUUGAUCACUGCUAUCUUAUCUUGUACUAACAUCAUUGUGUCAUGGAGCAUUUAUGAUGUCAGUAGGGUCAAAACGUCUGCCCUUGAGAACCCUACUUGCCCUUGAAUACACACCACUUAUUUGACUGAGGACUGUGCUGCAGCUAUAGUACUUUGGAAAUGUGUGUGUUAGGGCGUCGGUGUGUGUGUGUGUGUGUGUGUGUGUGUGUGUGUGUGUCUGUGUGUGUGUGUGUGUGUGUGUGUGUGUGUGUGUGUGUGUGUGUGUGUGUGUGUGUGAGGGAGAGAAAGUGAGCUAAUUCCAUCAUUGCACCUCCCUAAUCCUGCCUGCCUGUUAAAAGGUGCCGCCGCCACAUCGGGGGGCUGCAGAGCUCUCCUCUCCACCCUGUCAACAUCUAUUUCCAGCCUCCACCUCCACGACACGAGCGGACAGCCUGCAAUUACUAGUCCUCCGUUAAGCAGCGAACCGAGGGAGCUGAUUUUUUUUACAAUACAUCUGCUAAUAGACUGUUAUUGCAGGUAACGCACACAUUUGCAGACACGCUAUUGCACACACACACACACACACACACACACACACACACACACACACACACACACACACACACACACACACACACAUAUAAACCCACACAAACCCACACAUACACACAGGCUUUUACAAGCGUCAGCCAUGAACGGCACAGAAGGGCCCAACUUCUACGUGCCCAUGUCCAACAAGACGGGGGUGGUGCGCAGCCCCUUCGAGCACCCCCAGUACUACCUGGCCGAGCCCUGGAAGUACUCGCUGGUGGCCGCCUACAUGCUCUUCCUCAUCGCCACCGCCUUCCCCGUCAACUUCCUGACGCUGUACGUGACGGUGAAGAACAAGAAGCUGCGGACGCCGCUCAACUACAUCCUGCUGAACCUGGCCGUGGCGGACCUCUUCAUGGUGGUGGGGGGCUUCACGGUCACGCUGUACACGGCGCUGCACGGCUACUUCGUCCUGGGCGUCGGCGGCUGCAACAUCGAAGGCUUCUUCGCCACCCUGGGAGGAGAGAUCGCCCUGUGGUCUCUGGUGGUGCUGGCCGUGGAGCGCUACGUCGUCGUCUGCAAGCCCAUGAGCAACUUCCGCUUCGAGGAGAAGCACGCCGUCGCGGGCCUGGCCUUCACCUGGGUCAUGGCGCUGACCUGCGCCGGCCCGCCUCUGUUCGGCUGGUCCCGGUACAUCCCAGAGGGCAUGCAGUGCUCCUGUGGGAUCGACUACUACACCCCCAAGCCUGAAAUCAACAACACGUCGUUUGUCAUCUACAUGUUCAUCCUCCACUUCCUCAUCCCGCUCUUCGUCAUCUUCUUCUGCUACGGCCGCCUGCUCUGCACCAUCCGAGCGGCUGCGGCCCUGCAGCAGGAGUCUGAAUCCACCCAGCGAGCGGAGAAGGAGGUGACCCGCAUGGUCAUCGUCAUGGUGAUCUCCUUCCUGGUGUGCUGGGUGCCCUACGCCACCGUGGCCUGGUACAUCUUCAUCAACCAGGGGGCCGAGUUCGGACCAGUGUUCAUGACCGCGCCCGCAUUCUUCGCCAAGAGCGCCGCCCUCUAUAACCCCGUCAUCUACAUCUUGCUCAACAGACAGUUCAGGAACUGCAUGCUCACCACGGUAUGCUGCGGCAGGAACCCGUUCAGAGAGGAGGACACUGGGCUCAGCUCCAAAACCCAGUCCUCCACCAUCUCUACCAGCCAGGUGGCACCGGCUUGACCUUUGACCCACUAUGGCACUCAAUCCCCCCCCCCUCACCUCCCCAACCCCCCGCACCAGAAUCCCAAUCACACAGCCCCCAACUUUGAUCUGAUUGGCCGGUGAUUUUGAUUUACCUUCCUGUCCGCGUUUACCGCAUCGGGCCUCAUGCACACAUACAGAUGUGUUAAAGGCCCACACAUGUUGUAUAGGCUCUACCACACACAACCCAAUGUACAAUGGAGAGUGUUCAUGUUGUGUUUUCUACUGCACACCCUCAUGUUCACUGGAAAGCGUUCAGCUGGCCUUGGUUGAGUUUUAAACUGUAAAACGUCCUGGGGUUUUUCUGGGCAACCCUCCAACUAAAAAUGGCCUCUCUCCUUCUGGAUUCUUCCUUCUAUUGUAAAAGGUUAAGAAACAUUAGCCCAAAUUAGAAUAUUACUGUAUAUACUGCAUUAUGUUACAUUAUGUUGUUCACGUUGUGUAUUUAAUCGGACAGUCAACCUAUGACAUCUGUAAAUGAACCAAAGUGUUACAUUUAUAAUUAAUGAAUGUAUAUAUUUUUUCCAUUUGUCUAGCUAUGUUCAUUUUAUUAGCUAAAACAUUUGUAUUUAUUGUCAUUAUCAUUUCCAUGGAGCUAGAAAUGAAAAUUACAUCUUAGAAAGAAAGGCAAGGAGAAGAUAAUAGGUGCCUUUUCAUCCAAAAAAGGAUUUUUAGCUCUGUACUAAAUCUGUGGUGUGUAGCUUCUCAUUGGUCUGGGAGAACUGUCAGCACACAGAAGAAGCAGCUCAGCGUUAUUGAGCUGUGUUCAGCUAGCAGAGGUGUGGGGGAUAUUUCCCCACGUCUGUAGGGCCUUGGUCCAACUGGUCAAUCUGUCGGCACAGUGAGGCUGACACUCUUUUCUGUUGCCUCUUAACAUCGAGUGAGACAAUGACCAGCAAGGAAAUAAAUAGAAAUGGUCUGCUAUUGAAGAUUGUUCAGGUUAUUUGUGUGUGUGUGUGUGUGUGUGUGUGUGUGUGUGUGUGUGUGUCUAUUUGUGUGUGUUUAUUGUGAGAGUCUGUGUUUGUUGUGAGAGUGUGUGUUUUGGGCGCAAGCAUGUGUUUGCUUGCAAGUGUUUGUCUGUGUGGGUGUAGUUGUGUUUGUCUGUUGACCGUGUACUACUAUGAAAAGGUGUAAUGUGAAGAUUCAUGAAGACUGUUGAUUGUAUAAAAAGGCUGUUGUGGAAAUGA
Messenger RNA from Gadus macrocephalus (Pacific cod), 3030 nucleotides. Its product is annotated as rhodopsin-like. The transcript has 5 exons. The record is from RefSeq and is a predicted model, not a curated record. Gene Ontology annotation, molecular function: G protein-coupled receptor activity. NCBI's taxonomy places the organism in Eukaryota, Metazoa, Chordata, Actinopteri, Gadiformes, Gadidae. Gene Ontology annotation, cellular component: photoreceptor outer segment; membrane. Gene Ontology annotation, biological process: visual perception; phototransduction; G protein-coupled receptor signaling pathway. The coding region runs from base 764 to 1822 and encodes 352 amino acids.